Molecule: messenger RNA, 306 nt
Organism: Colletotrichum godetiae
Lineage: Eukaryota; Fungi; Ascomycota; Sordariomycetes; Glomerellales; Glomerellaceae
Exons: 1
Coding region: 1-306 (101 amino acids)
Source: RefSeq, a predicted model, not a curated record
AUGGCUGCCAAAGGGCCGUCACAACUGGACAAUGCCGACCCACCGCUUGAUUUUGACUACCCACGAGGCGCGCUAGCGAAAUCCAAACAAGAAGGCGCUUGUAUUGACAUGAUCAACGUCAACGUCGUCUUGCAGAGGCGGGGCCAAGGUGGUAUGAAGGACGAUAAGAUUACGUGCCGUGAAAUACGGCUAUAUCACGUCGCGAUUAUUAAUUCACGUCCGAUAACUACAACCUGCAUCUUUUUAACUGCAGGGGGAGGGGUGUUAGGAUAUAUCGGGUGCCGAGUCGUCAUGAGACACUAUUGA